Molecule: messenger RNA, 1217 nt
Organism: Saimiri boliviensis boliviensis (Bolivian squirrel monkey)
Lineage: Eukaryota; Metazoa; Chordata; Mammalia; Primates; Cebidae
Source: RefSeq, a predicted model, not a curated record
AUGGUGCCUGAAAAAGAAGUCCCUGAGUGGGAGCCCUCUUCCCAGCAACAAUUCUGCAUUGUGGACAAGGAGGACAGGCCUGGUCUGGCUGGUUCCCCGGCUGAUGCUUAUCGGAACCUCUGCCUAGCUCUUCAAGGUCACAAGACGGUAACACAUCUAAGACUUCGAGGCAGUGCCCAGAGUGAUACGCUUCCUGCACUGUGUGAGGUCCUGAGGCACCCAAAAUGUAACCUGCAGUAUCUUGGGUUGGUGUCUUGUUCCGCUACCACUCAGCAGUGGGCUGAUCUCUCCUUGACCCUUGAAGUCAACCUGUCCCUGACGUGCGUGAACGUCUCCAACAGUGAGCUCCUGGAUGAGGGUGCCAAGUUGCUGUACACAACUUUGAAACACCCCAAAUGCCUCCUGCAGAGGUUGUCGUUGGAAAACUGUCACCUUACAGAAGCCGAUUGCAAGGACCUGGCUGUCAUUUUGGUUGUCAGCCAGGAGCUGAUGCACCUGUGCUUGGCCGAGAACCCCCUCGGGGAUACAGGGGUGAAGUUUCUGUGUGAGGGCUUGAGUGACCCCGACUGUAAACUACAGACCCUGAUGCUGUGGAACUGUGACAUAACCAGCAACGGCUGCUGUCACCUCGCAAAGCUUCUCCACGAAAAAUCAAGCCUAAGGAACUUGGAUCUGGGGCGGAAUGACAUAGGAGUUCCCGGAGUGCGGGGCCUAUGUGAGGCUUUGAAGAAACCACUGUGUAACUUGAAACGUCUGUGGUUGUGGGGAUGUUCCAUCCCUCCAGCCAGUUGUGAGAACCUCUGCUGUGUCCUCAGCUGCAACCAGACCCUCAUCACUCUGGACCUGGGUGAGAAUUCCUUGGGGUAUAGUGGAGUAAAGUUGCUGUUUGAAACCUUGACACGUGCAAAUGGCACCCUCCAGACACUCAGGUUGAAAAUAGAUGACUUUACUGAUGAACUCGAUAAGCUCCUCAAAGAAAUAGAAGGCAGCAACCCACAACUGACUAUUGCUACUGAGAAUCAAGAGCCCUGGAAAAAAAGGCCUUCUUCUGGCUACUUCAUUGUCUGAAUCCCCCCCAGAGUCAUUCAUUCUCAAUGAAGCCAAGGAUUUCCCAGGUGUUGGUGAACUGCCUGUGACUCCCCCCCACACCCCACACCCACUCCUCAGGGAAAUGAGUUGAUUGCUGGGCUAGAUGUUUUAGUCAUGGUUCUGCCUCU